This is a messenger RNA of Magnolia sinica, 1846 nucleotides long. Its product is annotated as protein disulfide-isomerase. Lineage: Eukaryota; Viridiplantae; Streptophyta; Magnoliopsida; Magnoliales; Magnoliaceae. The transcript is spliced from 11 exons. Gene Ontology annotation, molecular function: protein disulfide isomerase activity. The coding region runs from base 50 to 1564 and encodes 504 amino acids. Gene Ontology annotation, cellular component: endoplasmic reticulum. Gene Ontology annotation, biological process: response to endoplasmic reticulum stress; protein folding. The record is from RefSeq and is a predicted model, not a curated record.
UACCAGAAUAAGAGCGUGGAAAAGUAGUAAGAGCUGCUGGCGUUUCAAAAUGGCUGCUAGGGUUUUCAUCUUCUGUUGCAUCUUGUUCUCCAUUGUCUUCUCGGCCGUUGCAGAUGGAUCUGAAACUCAUGGAUCUGAAACUCCUGAUUCUGCCCCUGAUUCUAAAGAGUUCGUUCUCACCCUCGACGCCAGCAAUUUCUCUGAGACCGUCACCAAAAACCCGUUCAUCGUCGUCGAAUUCUACGCUCCUUGGUGUGGGCACUGUAAGAACCUCGCUCCUGAGUAUGAAAAAGCUGCAUCCAUAUUGAGCAGCCAUGACCCCCCAGUUAUUCUCGCCAAGGUUGAUGCCAAUGAUGAAGUAAACAAAGACCUUGCCAGUGAGUAUGAGGUGAAAGGUUUCCCCACUAUUAAAAUUCUAAGAAAUGGAGGAAAGACUAUCCAAGAAUUCAAAGGUCCUCGGGAUGCUGAUGGUAUAGUUGAAUAUUUGAAGAAGCAAGCUGGUCCUGCAUCUACUGAAAUAAAAUCUUCAGAGGAUGCUGGAAAUCUUAUUGGAGACACGAAGGUUUUUGUUGUGGGGAUAUUUCCAAAAUUUUCUGGAGAAGAGUUUGAAAACUUUACAACCUUAGCAGAGAAAUUGCGCUCUGACUAUGAUUUUGGUCAUACCUCGGAUGCUAAACUCCUUCCACGAGGGGAAUCAACAGUAAAGCAACCCAUUCUUAGGUUGUUCAAGCCAUUUGAUGAACGUGUUGUUGAUUUUGAGGAUUUUCAUGUGGAUGCAAUGGAGAAGUUUGUUGAAGAAGCUAGCAUACCCAUUCUAACUAUCUUUAACAAAGAUUCCAAUAAUCAUCCUUUUGUUGUAAAAUUCUUCAACAACCAGAAUGCAAAGGCUAUGCUCUUCUUGAAUUUCAGCAGUGACCAGUUUGAGGCUUUUAAGUCUAAAUACCAUAAAGUUGCUGAGGAUAGCAAAGGAAAGGGCAUAAGCUUUCUGCUUGGUGAUAUAGAGGCUAGUCAAGGUGCCUUCCAGUACUUUGGCCUUAAAGAGGAACAAGUGCCCCUCAUCAUCAUACAAACUAAUGAUGGCCAGAAAUAUCUUAAACCAAAUCUGGAGCCGGAUCAUAUUGCUCUCUGGUUGAAGGAGUAUAUGGAUGGAAACAUAAAGCCAUUUGUGAAAUCUGAGCCUAUUCCUGAAGCUAACGAUGAUCCUGUCAAGGUUGUUGUUGCUGACAACCUCCAUGAUGUGGUUUUCAACUCUGGAAAAAAUGUUCUGCUCGAGUUUUAUGCACCUUGGUGUGGACACUGCAAGAAAUUAGCACCAAUCUUAGAUGAAGUUGCCAUCUCAUUUAAAGGUGAUAAGGGUGUGAUCAUUGCAAAGAUAGAUGCAACUGCUAAUGAUAUCCCAAAUGAUGCUUUUGACGUUAAAGGUUACCCGACAUUGUACUUUCAAUCUUCAAGUGGCAAGCUAGUGCCAUAUGAUGGGAAUAGGACAAAAGAGGACAUCAUCGAGUUUAUCGAGAAGAAUCGAGAUGCUGCUGUACAGCCUGACUCAGUAAAAGAUGAGCUAUAAAGGUGGGAGUCGGGUGAUAUAGGCGAUGUUCCACCAACACAGGCCUUAACAGUAGUAACGAGAAAAUAUCCUGGGAUGGGAUCACAUAGUAGGUAUAUGAAUAAAUAGAAAACUUGUAGGCUUCUUUCUCGUCUUUUCUACAUGUAUUCUCUGGUUUUGGGGUGUAGGUGGUAGUAGCCCUUGUAGUUGCUACUUUGUAAUGAAAAAGGAGACUUGAAUGUAUAACACGAGGCCCUGCUUUGAGUUAUCUAUAGGAUGUGUAAAUCUGUCUUCUUUUUUUAA